This is a messenger RNA of Effrenium voratum, 1269 nucleotides long. The record is from the annotation of a GenBank genome assembly. Lineage: Eukaryota; Dinophyceae; Suessiales; Symbiodiniaceae.
AUGACUGCAGGCGCGCGCCGUUUCCCAAAGGGGGUGAACGCAGGCUUCUCCGCGCUGCUGCAGCUGGUGAAGAUCACAGAGGGACUGAGCCACGCCGGCCUGCAGCAGGAGUUGGCGCAGAAGGUCCUGGUCGCUGUGGACUCAUGCCAGGCGCAAGUUCAGGGCUGUGUGAAGCUGCUUCUGGAGGCGCUGGCUCUGAGCAAGCAGCAGCACAGCCCCGAGCUGGCGCUGGACUCCGCCUGGGCGUUGAACGAGCUGGCCCAGAAAUCCAACGUGGUGUCUGGGUGGAUCCUGGGGUGCGGCAGCACCAGUCUGCUGAGAGAGUGCCUCAUUGUCUACUGCGACCGGCGCGACACCGUGGAGAUCUGCACUUGGUUGGUAGGAAAGACCGGUGGCCUGAAGGGCCUGCUGUCGCUGCUGCGUGGUGACCCUGCGCUGCCGCAACAGGUGGUGGUGCGCGUCUUCGACAUCAUCUGCAAGGACAGCAGCUUCUGGCGGGACAAAGAUGGUCCAAUCGAGGAGGCGGGGCAGCUGCUGCGCUGCGCGGCCGAGGCGGCGAAGUUUGCGGCGCAGCAGGGGCCAAGGCAGCUGCUGGAGGCCAAGGAUGCUAUGCGCAAGUUCUUGGAGAAGGCCGUGCAGAAGGACGAGGAGGGCUGGCGCCUGCUCAACCGGAUGCCAGCGAGUUCCUGCGCUACCCCGCCAUCGAGUGAUGCGGAACAGGAACAGGCGCCCAUUGCCCCUCAGAUGAAGAAGCAAAAGACGGAGGGUGACGACGAUAUGGCGGCGGCGCAGGAAGAGUCGGAGACCGCCGGCAUGGAGGUUGACAGCGGGGCCUUGUCACCCCGGGUGCCGUUGGCCCCGAGCGGGGACGAGGCCCCGCGGCGGGACUUCAACUCCCCGGUCCGGCCGUCACUGGCGGGCCUCAGUGAGCAAGGGACCAGCGGGGGCAGCUGGGAUGAAGUGCCGGAGGUGGUGGCCGGCACCCACCCGAGAGGUGCUACUGCCACCCAUGUCAUGCACCUGGUCGAUCAGGACCUCCGCACGGUGGGAUGUGGGUGGUCCAUCACACCCCAGCGGGCCCAGCAUCUUUCUCCGGAAGAUUAUGCCGCUGAGCCAGCCAAGUAUGUCCAAUGCAGCCGCUGCUUCCGCUACUACUCCCUCCCGGAGGACUGGGAGGAGGCCCAUGCGGACACCAGCCAUGUGGACACCCUCUCGGACAAGGAGGCGAUCCAGCUCCCCUUCAUCCGGAAGGUGGCACAGCCACCGUGA